AGAAUGUAGGACAGCAAACAGUUCUGGCGCACUUUUGAUUAUCACUUUUGUUUUUUUCCUACUCUGGUAGUCAAUGGGUGUUGAGAUCUGUUUGGUUAUAUAAGCAUUAUUCCAAAUAUAUUUCUCUGUGUUCAUCAGAACAAAGAAAUUUAUACACAUUUGGAACAACUCAAGGUGAGUAAAUGAUGACAGAAUUUUCAUUUUUGAGUGAAGUAUCCCUUUAAGAGUUUCAACACUUACAAUACUGGAAUUGGCCCAUAGUUUGUGCUAAAAUCUGUAUCCGCUAAAAAAUCUGUGCAUUCCUUUUGGUAUCAUGGUUUAUGCCUAAGUAAUAACAUGGUAUUACUAAUUUACUAUGUUUUUUGGACGUAGUUAUGCUAUCUUUUGAAGACAUACCAAUACAAUGAUGUAUGUCACAGUACCAUGGCAUUGCCUGCAUAUAUAACGAAAUUGUGAUGGACCAUGCAGAAUGCUUGCUUAAUCCAUUUGUGGUUCACUAAAUAAAACACAUGUCUAUUUCCAGGCUGAAGAAGACCUGCGGCAAAAUAAAGCAUGUCCAGUUCAUGCAGUUGACCAGACUGUACACACAGAUGAGGAGAAGGCAAUCCGUGAGGUUGUGGAUAGUGUGCUCUGGGAGAUGGCUGCAGACAGAAAAACUACUGCACUCAAACAGUUGCAAGGCCACAUGUGGAGAGCAGCCUAUCUGAUGGGGAAAAUUAAAGGCGAGGUGUACCCAGACGUGGUACCAGCCAUCAGACAGUGGAGGCAUCAUGGUUUGCAGAUCUACAUCUACUCCUCAGGAAGUGUGGAGGCACAGAAGCUACUGUUUGGCUAUUCUGUUGAAGGAGAUCUAUUAGAUCUGUUUGAUGGUCACUUUGACACAAACAUUGGUGCCAAAGUUGAAAGCAAAAGCUAUGAAAACAUUGCAGAGAAGAUUGGCUGCCAACCAGAGGAGAUCAUGUUCUUAACCGAUGUCACACGAGAGCGAAGCGCAGAGGAUGCUGGCGGUGAAUGUGGCAGUAGUAGUACGACCUGUAACAUGGAGUUAACUGAAGUGAAAGGAACAAGUAUAGGAUCUCACAUCUUUCAACCAGUUGGAACUGAGUGGAAAUGUUGA
Messenger RNA from Triplophysa rosa, 1117 nucleotides. RefSeq names its product enolase-phosphatase 1 (gene enoph1). Lineage: Eukaryota; Metazoa; Chordata; Actinopteri; Cypriniformes; Nemacheilidae. Gene Ontology annotation, molecular function: acireductone synthase activity; magnesium ion binding. The transcript is spliced from 4 exons. The record is from RefSeq and is a predicted model, not a curated record. Bases 638 to 1117 code for a protein of 159 amino acids.